This is a messenger RNA of Oncorhynchus keta (chum salmon), 2184 nucleotides long. RefSeq names its product zinc finger protein ZFP2-like. The record is from RefSeq and is a predicted model, not a curated record. The coding region runs from base 220 to 1587 and encodes 455 amino acids. The transcript has 2 exons. Lineage: Eukaryota; Metazoa; Chordata; Actinopteri; Salmoniformes; Salmonidae. Gene Ontology annotation, cellular component: nucleus. Gene Ontology annotation, biological process: regulation of transcription by RNA polymerase II. Gene Ontology annotation, molecular function: DNA-binding transcription factor activity, RNA polymerase II-specific; RNA polymerase II transcription regulatory region sequence-specific DNA binding.
UUCUUUCAACAGCAACAGGAGUCAGACACCUCGGUAGCUUGCUAGACAAAAUAGACGAACCGAUAAAGCUUUAGAUGCUUCCGUAGAGCCACUGUGUUUUAAACCCACUUCUGUCGUCUAGUGAGUUAUUCAAUUUAAUGUAAUAUUUACGUUGUUGUUAUUAGUCAGCUCGCUGGCUUCUUAAGUUAGCACUAGCCUAGCUAUCUAACAUCCCCGACAAUGAGUUCACUAAGCUACUAUCUUGCUAAAAAAGAGGAGGUCUGCUGGACGGAGAAAGAAGCUCCCGUGAAAGAGGAGGAAGAAGAGAAAGACGUUUCAGUGAAAGAAGAGGAAGAUGUUACAGUAAAAGAAGAGGAGGAAGAGAAAGACCAGGGUGCAGUUUUUGGAGUGAAGGAGGGGGAGAUGACUGUCACAUCGAAAAAGGAGGAGGAAACGGGAUAUCUGGGCCCAGUUUCCCUAAUGCAUCUUAAGGCAUCCAAUGGUUCUAACGAUGAACUUAACCAUAAGAUGGUUUUGAGAAACCGUUCCCUGAUUAACACUAGAGAGAGACGUGACUAUUGUGGGUCCUCUGGGGAGCCUCAACAACAUCAUGAAGCUGAUGAGGCAAAGAAGAGUCUCUCCACAUCAGAAACCCUCACAAAACACCAGCAGAGAUCCACAGAGAAGAAAUCUCAACGCUGCUCUGACUGUGGGAAGACCUUUUCAAGAUUAUAUACAUUACAAUCACACCAGAGAAUUCACACUGGAGAGAAACCUUUCAGCUGCGAUCAAUGUGGGAAGAGUUUUGUUACAUCUGGCUGUCUGACUAUACACCAGAGAACACACACAGGAGAGAAACCUUAUAGCUGUGAUCAAUGUAAAAAUAGUUUUGUUACUUCGAGCUCUCUGACUAUACACCAGAGAACACACACAGGAGAGAAACCUUAUUGCUGUAAUCAAUGUGGGAAAAGUUUUGUUUCAUCUAGCCGUCUGACAAUACACCAGAGAACACACACAGGAGAGAAAUCUUAUAGCUGUGAUCAAUGUGGGAAGAGUUUUGUUUCAUCUAGCCAUCUGACUAUACACCAGAGAAUACACACAGGAGAGAAAGCUUACCACUGCUCUGACUGUGGAAAGAGUUUUUCUAUCUCAGGAAAUUUUAAAUCACACCAGAGAACACACACAGGAGAGAAACCUUAUAGCUGUAAUCAAUGUGGGAAGAGUUUUGCUCAAUCAAGCAACCUGAUAGCACACCUGAGAAUACACACUGGAGAGAAACCUCACUGCUGCUCUGAGUGUGGGAAGACCUUCUCAAAAUUAUAUACAUUACAAUCACACCAGAGAAUUCACACUGGAGAGAAACCUUAUAGCUGCUCUGAAUGUGGAAAGAUAUUUUCGAAAUUAUAUACAUUACUAUCACACCAGAGAACACACACUGGAGAGAGGCCUCAUAGCUGUAAGCAAUGUGGGAAGAGUUUUAUUCGCUCAAGCUGCCUGAUGGUACAUCUGAAAAAACACACAGGAGAAAAAUCCUUUAGCUGUGAUCAAUGUGGGAAGAGAUACUCUGGUAAAAGAGCUCUGAUUAAACAUCAGAAAAUACAUGCUUGAAGGACUUGUUUCAUGAUAUCAAUGAAAUAAUGUCACAAUGUAGAAUGUUUUAACAUUGUAGUAGGAGUAUUUUAAUGAUGUCACAAUGUAGAAUGUUUUAACAUUGUAGUAGGAGUAUUUUAAUGAUGUCACAAUGUAGAAUGUUUUAACAUUGUAGAAGGUGUAUUUUAAUUAAUAAUGUGACAAUGUAGAACCCUAAUAUUUUGCCCCUGUUCUAUUGAUUUCAGUGUGAUAAAGGGGAAAAUCCAGGCUCUGAAAUGAAAGUACUAUUUGUGAUUAACACUUACUGCAUUGGCGACCCACUUGAAUCAAAUUGCAACACUUCAAAUUGUAGCUAGCUGUCUUCUACAAAUUGACCUCUAACCAGGGAUGUACACAUUAUUCCCAGAUUCCGUGUGUUUUUUGAGCUGUUAGUUUUAUCAGGUCGUGCAACCUCAUCUCCCCCUCUUGUGCAAUUGAUUUCAACGUGAUAUUGAUGUGAGUGAUGCUAAAUAUGUGUUUCUCUUCGUUUUGGGGACCCUGAAAUUUCAAUGCGUCACUCCAAAAUGUAGCUGACUGUCUUCUGCAGGUUGUCCUCUAACCUGUGAGGUAAAAUAU